Messenger RNA from Rotaria sordida, 9540 nucleotides. The record is from the annotation of a GenBank genome assembly. Lineage: Eukaryota; Metazoa; Rotifera; Eurotatoria; Philodinida; Philodinidae.
AUGGCUGAUAUUGAAAAUGUUAUAGAACAAGAAACAGAAAUUAAUAAUGUUGUUGACAAAUUAAUUAAUGAACAACAACAACAAGCGAUUAUUGAACCAAUUAUUGCUGAAGAAAUACAUGAAGAAAAAAUUGAAAAAGAAAAUCUUACGAAUAUUCAUACAUUUCUUUUCGAUAUUUUAGCAUUUUUUUCUAAUUUUCAAUCAAGUUCAAUUGUUGAAUAUUGUCAAGAAACACAAAACUGGAAUUAUAUUCAACAUUUUCUUAAUGAUGAAAAUACUCAUAUUUUACCUAUAUUCUUUUGUGAUCUUCAAGAACGAUUUCGUUUUAGUAAACGAUCAAGUAUAAGUAAAUAUCUUUCAAAAUCUUCACAUAGACAAUUUAAAAAAAAAAUAACGCCUAUUUGUAUAGUUCUACCGCAGUUAAAUCAAUCAGUAAAAACUGAAGAAUCUUGUAUUGGAAUUGGAAUAGAUAAACCAUUUGAAGAUGGUGGUGUAAUUUUUCUAAAACCAAAUACAAUAAAAUUAACAGAUAAAAAUUUUAAAAAUGAAUUAGUUAUUUUUUCUAUGAAUUUUGAUCAACAAAAUCUUGAUCUAAUGAUAAAUUUAGAAACAAUUUUACUUAGUUAUUUACCAUCAAUAAAAAAAGCUAAUGAAUGGAAUAAAUUAAAUUUAUUCAAUGAUAAAACAGAUCAAAUUAAAUUAAAUUUAAUAUAUCAACUUGAACAAAAUGCAAAAUUUUUUCGAACAAUACAUAAAUCAUUUAUUGAUUGUAUUCAAUUACAAAAAGUACCUAUACGUUUACGACAUGAUACACAAGAAAUUAUUAAUCCAAAUUCACUUUUACGUUUUGUUCAAGAUACAGAAUUAGUUCAACAAGCUGAAGAAACAAUUAUUGAAUGGAUAAAAGAUAUUGAUCAUUUUUAUCGAAAGAGUACAUUAGUUCGACAAAUAUUGUCUGAUUCUGGUCCAUUAAAUGAAAUAGAGUAUUGGAGAAAACAAAUUAUACAAUUAAAUCAUCUUGUGAAUCAACUUCGUUUACCUUCUAAUCGAACUGUUAUUUAUUUACUUAAUAUUGCUGCAAAUCCACGUUCAAUUGAAUGGAGAGAAAUAGAUAAAAAAUUAACACAAUGUAUUAAUGAAGCACGUGAUCAUUAUAAAUUUUUAAUGAUUGUUGCGAAACAUAUUGGACCACUAUAUCGUAAUGAUCCGCGUGAAAUUCAAGAAAAUCUUAAUAGUCUUCUCAAUACUAUAGUUCUCAUUAAUUCAUGUUCAGAAUUUUAUUCCAAACCAGAAAAAAUUGCUAGUCUACUUGUUUCUAUAAACAAUCAAAUGGUAAUUAGUUGUAAAAAUUAUUUAACUAAUAAUCAUACAAUUGAUAUUCGAAUACUUGAUAGAAAAGAAUUAUUAAAACGUAUUGAUUAUAUUCAUAAUUUAUAUAAAACAUAUCGUGAAAUAUUUAUAAAAAUUAAACAAAAAAUUGAAAAUCAUUAUUUAAAUAACACUAAUGAUCAUCUUUCAGAACAUCAUUUAUUUGGUCAAUUUGAUUUUCUUAAUCAACGUUUGACUAGUCUUCGUGAAAUAAUUCAAUCAUUUGACAUUUAUUCUCUUCUAUCAAAAUCUCGAAUGAAUGGUCUUGAACAAAUAACUUAUAUUUAUAAUAAAAUUCAAACAGAAUUUUUAACAUUUAAAUUUAAUUUAUUUGAUUCAAAUGAUAAAAAAUUUGAUUUAUUUUAUAAUCAAUUAAAUCAUAUUCUUUCUGAUAUUGAUCAAAAACUUUAUCAAAUAUUAGAUAAAGAUCUUCAUCAUAUACUUCAUUCACCAUCACAUUAUUCUUAUAAUGCAUUAAAAUUACUUUUACGUUAUGAAAAUUUACAUAUACCAUUUUUUGAUUCAAUAGAAUUUUUAAUUGAUAUUAUUCAAUGGUAUGAAAAAGAAGAACUUGAAAAAGUAAAAAUAAUUUAUAAUCAAUGUCGAAAUAUACCAAAUAUUGAACGAGAUCAUCCACUUAUUAUUGGUCGUAUUUUAUGGGCAAGACGAAUGUAUAAACGUAUUCAAAUAUCUUAUGUUGAAUUUCUUAAACGUAAUGAAUUAAAAGAUCAUCCAAUUAUGAAAAAAAUUACAGAAAAUUUUCUUAUGAUUGUAAAUGGAUUUUCACUUUAUGAACUUUUAUAUCAUCGUCAUUGGUAUAAUACAUUAGGUGAUGUAGUUAAUCUAUUAUGUAAUCCACUUCUUAUUCGACAAAAUCUUAUUCGACAAUUAUAUAUUAAUUAUGAUCCAUUUAUUGAUGUUAUUUUACGUGAAUGUGAAUUAUUAGCACGAUAUUCAAUUACAAUACCAGAUUUAGGAUAUAAAUUAUUAUUAGAUAGAAAUAGAAUUCGAUUUUAUUAUGAAAGAUUAAAAAAAUUACUCAAAGAUUUUUCGAUUUUAUUGGCUAAAGCACAUCCAACUAGUUAUGAAUUAGUAGAAAAAGUCAUGACACAAGUUGAUAAUACUCUUUCAAUUGGUUUAAAUCGUCUUAAUUGGUUAUCAAAAAAUUUAGAUGAAUUAUUUCUUCCAGCUGAAGAAAAAAUUUCUUUAAUGUCAGAUUUUCUUAGUCAAAUAUCAUCAUUAAUAAUUCAUCGUAUAGAAGAACCAAUAAAUGAAGUAUCUCGUUUUGAAAUUCUUGAAUUUCCUGAUGAUUCAAUUGAUUUUAAACAAUUUAUUAAUGAUAUACGUCAACAAAUUAUAUUUAAAGCUGAAAAACUUAAUUCAUUAUCAAUGCAAAUUGAAUCAGCUGUUUUACAUGUUAUACAAAUGUUUUUUAAUAAAAUUGGUUAUAAAUCAAAACCAUUUGAACAAAAAAUUGGAGAUAUUGAUUUAAUGCAACUUUCAUCAAUGCAAAGAUUAGCAAUACAAAUGUUUGUUCGAGAUCCAUUAAAAUCAAUAAGAAAAUCAAAAAAUCCAAAUCAAUUUAUUCUUCAACCAUCAAAUGAAUGGGAACGUUUUAAUGAACUUUGUAAUGAAUUUCUUAGUUCAUUUGAAGCUCGUUUAAUUGAAGCAUUAACAUUAUGUGCUAAAAAUACAUUUGAAAUGAUUAAAAAUCGAGCUAAUCCAACAUUAAUUAAAAUAAAAUCUCGAUUAAAAAAACUUCGAUUAUAUUCUCUUGAUACAAAUGAUGCAAAUAUUGAUAGAAAAGAUAAUAUUAUAAAUCCAUUAAUAUUAACUAAUGUUGAAUUACAUUCUUCUAUUAUUAUAUUAAAUCCAAAUAUUGAUGAAAUUCAACAAUUAAUGCAUCAAUUAGUUAAUUAUGUUUUAAAUAUUUUUCAUGGUGUACGAAAAUGGGGUGAAGUACGACAUAUUGAUAGUAAACUUAUACAUAAUUAUCCUAUGCAUGAUUUUUCGGAUUUAUUACCAACAGAUGAAACUUUAGAAAUAAAUAAAAUGUCUGAUAAUGAAGAAGAAAAUUUAAAACAUAUUGAACAAGCCAAAACAUAUUACAAUACAAUAGCAAAUAAUAAAGAAUUAACUAAAUUAUAUCAAAAUAUUGGAACGUUUUUUAUAGAAAAUCAUAUUCGAUUCGAAAAAGAAUUAGAAGAAUAUUAUGAAUUUCGUGAUUUAUGGGAAAUGAAUAAAAUAAAUCAAGCAAAAAAAUUUAUAUUAGCCAAUCCAAGUUAUGCUUCUGUUCGAUCAAUAUUUGCUGAUUUUGAUGAUACACGAGAUUUAAUUAAACGAAUACCUGAAUCAAAAGAUAUUGAACCAUUUCGUUAUUUAACAAAUAAAUUAAAAUUAAAUUUAUUUGAUGAAAUUCGACAACUUGAAUUAAUAUUUGCAAAAUAUAUUCGAAUACAUUAUCGAAUGAAAUUUAUGAGUAUUAAUGAUUUUUUUAAAAAAACUGAACCACGUUUAAAUCGACAAUUAAGAGAUCUUGAUGAUGUACGAUUUGUUAUUAAUGCACUUGAUACAUUAAAAGAAAAUUUUGUAUUUGUUGAUCAUACUAUUGAACCAUUAGAAGAAGUUUAUAAUUUAUUCAAACGUUAUUCAAUUGAUAUUCCACAAGAAGAACAAAUGGCUAUUGAAAUGCUUCGUAGUACUAAUGAACGUCUACUUAAACGAGCUAAACAUGUUACACAUGAUCUUGUUAAUUCUCAACAAUCAUUUCUUGAUCGUUUUCUAAUUGAUAUAAAACAAUUUCAAAAUGAUAUUAUAGAUUUUGUUAAUGAUUAUGAUAAUAAUGGUCCAAUGAUUGAAGGUUUACCAGCACAAGAAGCAAGUGAUCGUUUAACACAUUUUGAAUCACGUUUUAAUGAUUUAUGGAAACGUUAUGAAACAUUUGUAGCUGGUGAAGAAUUAUUUGGUUUAAAUAAAACCGAAUAUAUUCAUUUACAAACAAUUAAAAAACAACUUAAUUAUCUUAAACGUCUUUAUGGUCUUUAUAAUGAUGUUAUAAAAACAAUGGAAAUAUAUUAUGAAACAAAUUGGAAAGAUUUUCAUAUUGAUCACAUUACAAAUGAAAUACAAGAAUUUCAAAAUAAAAUGAAAAAAUUACCAAAAGGUUUAAAAACAUGGCCAGCUUAUAGUGAAUUAAAGAAAAAAUUAGAUAAUUUUAAUGAAUGUUUACCGCUACUUGAAUUAUUAAUUAAUCCAGCUAUGCAGUCUCGUCAUUGGGAACGAAUAGAAAAAUUAGCUCAAAUUUCUAUACCACAUGAUGAUCCAUCUAUAUUUUCAUUAAAACAUGUUAUGAAUGUUCCAUUAAUAAAAUAUCGUGAAGAUAUUGAAGAUAUAUCAAUAACAGCACAAAAAGAACGUGAUAUUGAAUCAAAAUUAUUUUCAAUUGAAUAUGAAUGGCGUCAACGAGAAUUUAAAUUUACAUUAUUUAAAAAUCGUGGUGAACUUUUAUUACGUGGACAAGAAACAUCUGAAAUACUUUCAGCUAUUGAUGAUUCAAAUUUAAUUUUAGCUGCAUUAGCAUCAAAUCGUUAUAAUAUUUUUUUUAAAAAUCAAAUACAAAAAUAUAUUGCUGAUUUAGCAAUUUGUGCUGAAAUAUUAACAAAAUGGAUGCAAGUACAAAAUUUAUGGAUUUAUUUAGAAGCAGUAUUUGUUGGUGGUGAUAUUGGUAAACAAAUGCCACAAGAAGCACGUCGUUUUGCUAAUGUAGACAAAACAUGGAUUAAAUUGAUGUCAAAAGCAAAAGAAAAUUCCAAUGUAUUAUCAUGUUGUACAUCAGAUGAAACAUUAUUUCCAUUAUUAAAUAAUAUGCUUGAACAAUUAGAACUUUGUCAAAAAAGUCUUGCUGGUUAUUUAGAAACAAAACGUGGUGUAUUUCCAAGAUUUUAUUUUUUAUCUGAUCCAGUUAUGCUUGAAAUUCUUGGUCAAGCAUCAGAUCCAACAAAAAUUCAACCAUAUCUUAGUUCAUUUACUGAAGCUGUUAAAUUUGUUGAAUUUCAUGUUAAAGAAACUGAUCGUAUUUUAUCUAUGACAACACGAGAUGAUGAGAAAAUUCCAUUUUAUAAAGAUGUUAUAGCAAAAGGUCAAGUUGAAGAAUGGUUAAAUGAUUUUAUACGUACACAUCAAAAAACAAUUCAUCAAUAUAUUCGAUAUAGUAUAGAAAAAAUGACUUAUGAAGAUUUUGAUUUAUAUAAAUUUAUUGAACAAGAAAUAGCUCAAUUAGGUCUUUUAAUUGUUCAAAUUAUUUGGACAAAAGGAAGUGAAAAAGCAUUACAAGAAUCAAUAAUUAAUAAAAAUCUGAUGAAUGAAACAAAUAAAUAUUUUUUAGAUAUACUUAAUCAAUUUAUUGAUAAAACAACUUUCGAUCUAACAAAAUAUCAAAGAUUAAAAUAUGAAACAUUAAUAACUAUUCAUCUUCAUCAACGUGAUAUUUUUCAAGAACUUUAUACAACAGGAAUACGAUCAGAUUUAGAUUUUGAUUGGGCUAAACAAUGUAGAUUUUAUUUUCGUGAAGAUGAAGAUUUACUUCUUGUGAAAAUUACUGAUGUUACUUUUAUAUAUGAUAAUGAAGCAUUAGGAUGUCCUGAAAGACUUGUUAUUACACCUCUUACUGAUCGAUGUUAUAUCUCUAUUGCACAAGCAUUAGCUAUGUCAUAUGGAGCAAGUCCUGCUGGACCAGCUGGAACAGGCAAAACUGAAACAACAAAAGAUAUGGCUCGAACAUUAGGAAAAUAUUGUAUAGUACAAAAUUGUUCUGAUCAAUUUGAUUAUCGUGGUCUUGGUAAAACAUUUAAAGGUUUAGCAAUAAGCGGUUGUUGGGGAUGUUUUGAUGAAUUUAAUCGAAUAAAUUUACCUGUUCUAUCUGUCGCAGCACAACAAAUUCAAUGUUUAUUACAAGCAAAACGUGAAAGACGUAAAGAAUUUCUUUUUACUGAUGGUGAUAAAAUUAUAUUAAAUGAUACAUUUGCUAUAAUCAUAACUAUGAAUCCUGGUUAUGCUGGUCGACAAGAAUUACCAGAAAAUUUAAAAAUUAAUUUUCGUAGUAUUGCUAUGAUGGUACCUGAUCGACAAAUAAUAAUGCGAGUUAAAUUAGCUAGUGGUGGAUUUUUAGAUAAUACAAAUCUUGCACAAAAAUUUUUUACUCUUUAUAAAUGUUGUGAAGAUCAAUUGAGUAAACAAGUUCAUUAUGAUUAUGGUUUACGAAAUAUAACAGCUGUUCUUCGAACACUUGGAACAGUAAAACAAAAUCUUAAUUCUGUAUUAGAUGAUAAUAAAUUAUUAACAUUAGCAAAUGGUGAUCGUAUACCAAUGGCAUCAAAUGUUAAACUUAUAUUUGAAGUACAUAAUAUUGAUAAUGCAUCACCAGCAACUGUAUCACGUUGUGGAAUGAUAUUUAUGUCAUCAACUAUUCUUCCUUGGAGACCUAUAUUUCAAGCAUGGAUGAAUAAACAAAUAAAAAUAAUUGGAAUUUAUAUAUUUGAAAUACUUGAAAAACAUUUUGAUGAAUUAUUUAAAUUAUUAAUUACAAAAUGUUUACCAAAAAUGAAAGUUUAUGAAUGUAAUUAUAUCAAACAAAUCAUUGAUUUACUUGAUGGAUUAUUGAAUAAAGAAAUUGAAUAUACGAAAAGUUUUUUAGAACGAUUAACUAUAUUUGCACUUAUAUGGAGUAUGGGUUCACUAUUAGAAUUAAAUGAUCGCGUUAAAAUUGAACAAUAUUUUAUUCAUCAAAAUGAUAUUGAUAUUCCGAAGAAUAUUUCACAAGGUGAUUCAAUAUUUGAUUAUUUAGUUAAUGAUAAUGGUCAAUGGGAACAUUGGUCGAGUCGUGUUGAACCAUGGGAAUAUCCUAAAGAUGAAAAAAUUGAUUUUGCAUCAAUUCUUGUUCCUAAUAUUGAUAAUGUUCGUAUAACAUAUCUUAUUAAUAUAUUAUCUAAACAAGAGAAACCUGUAUUAUUAAUUGGUGAACCUGGUACAGCUAAAACUGUUAUAAUUACAAGUUAUUUAAAACAUUAUGAUAGUGAACAACAUUUAACACGUAUAAUAAAUUUUUCAUCAAUAACAACAAGUAGUUUUAUACAAAAAACAAUAGAAAAUUUUGUUGAUAAACGUGUAGCAAAUACAUUUGGUCCAUCAUAUGGACGUAAAAUGACAAUAUUUAUUGAUGAUAUUAAUAUGCCAAUGAUAAAUUCUUGGGGUGAUCAAGAAGCAAAUGAAAUUCUUCGACAACUUAUCGAACAAAAAGGUUUUUAUUCAUUAACUAAACCAGGUGAUUUUCUUAAUAUAAUUGAUUUACAAUUUCUUGCUGCUAUGUGUCAUCCUGGUGGUGGUCGUAAUGAUAUAUCUGAACGAUUAAAACGACAUUUUUUUAUUUUAAAUUGUACAUUACCAUCAAAUAAUACAAUUGAUCAUAUAUUUAAUUCAAUAGGAAAAUAUUUUUGUUUGGAAAGAAAUUUUUCAAAUGAUUUUAUUCAAAUUGUUCAAAAAUCAAUUUCAGCAACACGUACUCUAUGGCAAUCAGUUAAAGGAAAAUUUUUACCAACACCAGCAAAAUUUCAUUAUAUAUUUAAUUUAAGAGAUUUAUCACGUAUAUGGGAAGGUAUAUUACAAAUUGAUUCUGAACAAUGUCAAAAUAAUAUUGAACAAUAUAUUCAAUUAUGGAAACAUGAAUGUACAAGAGUAUUAGCUGAUCGAUUAAUUUUAAAUACAGAAAAAGAAUGGUUUAGAAAAGAACAAUAUAGAAUUGGUAAACAAACUUUUGGUGAUAUUUAUAAUAUUUCCAUACAAGAAGAUUCAGAAGUUUAUUUUGCUAAUUUUCUUCGUGAAGAACUCGAAGUAACUGAUGAAAUGGAUGAUGAUAUUGAUCUUGCUGAUUUAUUACCAAAAGUUUAUGAACCAAUAUCAUCAUGGGAUAUUUUACAAACAAAAUUAAUGACUAGUAUGACAAAAAUGAAUGAAGAAAUUCGUGGUAGUAAUAUGGAUUUAGUCUUUUUUAAAGAUGCUAUGAUUCAUUUAUUACGUAUUUCACGUGUAAUUAAUAUGCCAAAAGGACAUUUAUUAUUGAUUGGUGUUGGUGGUAGUGGAAAACAAUCUUUAACUAAAUUAGCAGCUUAUAUUGCAGGUUAUAAAUAUUUUCAAAUAAGUGUCUCAAGAACAUAUACAUUAAAUAAUUUUUUGGAUGAUUUACGAAAUAUAUAUCGACGUGCAACUCGUCUUGGUCAAGGCAUUGUAUUUAUAAUUACUGAUAAUGAUAUAAAAGAUGAUCAAUUUCUUGAAUAUUUAAAUAAUGUUCUUAGUUCUGGAGAAGUAUCUGGUUUAAUAACACGUGAAGAAAUGGAUGAAACUUUAUCAGAAUUAUCAGUUAAAAUGAAAAAAGAAUAUCCAAAACGAAUAUUAACAAAUGAAAAUUUACAAAAUUAUUAUUAUGAAAGACUUCGUAAAAAUCUUCAUAUUGUUUUAUGUUUUUCUCCUGAUAAUCGAAAAUUUCGUGAACGUGCAUUAAAAUUUCCAGCUUUAGUUUCUGGUUGUACUAUUGAUUGGUUUCAUCGUUGGCCACUUGAUGCUCUUAUUGCUGUAUCAAAUGUUUAUUUAAAUCGUUUUGAUAUUCUUGUUACAUCAAAUACAAUAAAAAAGAAUAUUAUUGAAUUAAUGGCCGAUAUUCAUGAUGAUGUUAGUCGAAUAUGUGAAAAUUAUUAUGAAAAAUUUCGACGACGAACAUAUGUAACACCGAAAUCAUUUCUAUCAUUUAUAAAUGCAUUUAAAUUAUAUUAUCAAAAACAACGUGAAUAUUUUGAAAAAGAAAAACAAAAAAUGAAAACUGGUGUUCAAAAAUUAUUUGAAGCAGCUGAACAAGUUCAAGAAAUUACACAAGAAUUAAUUUCAAAAGAAAAAUCUAUGGCUAUUGCUAAUAUGGAAGCAGCAAAACAAGUAGCCGAAAUGGAAGUAUUACGUAGUGCAGCUGAAAUCAAAACAAAAGAAGUUCAAGAAUCAAAAGAAACAGCUGAAAUACUUGUUAAACAAGUUAAUGAAGAAAAAGCAAUUGCUGAAGAAGAAUUAUCAGCCGCUGAAAUUAUUUUAAAAGAAGCUGAAGAAGCUGUUAAAGUAAGAAAAAAUUAUGCUUGA